CAUCCGAACUCAUACAUGGAAAGAGAGUUUAGUUUAAAAUUUACCAGAGACAAGUACAUGACACAAUCUAAUGUUGUGUCUUUUAAGUUUGAACUCCACAACUGAUGUUCAAAACCCAACAAGAAGGAAACAGAGUCAGCAAAAAAGGCAAAUUUCCAUCCCAACAGAGCCUCUCUCUCUCUCUCUCAUGCCCCUAACUUCACCAAAAUGGCUUCAAUGUCCUUCCCUCUCUUUCACAAUCCCCACAUCCUUGUUCCAGUACCCAAGAAACUCAAGCACCUUUCUAUGCAACUACUGUUUCAAGAACAAAGAGCAAACCCAGAGCUGGAAUGGCUUGAAGGUCAUUAGAGGGAAGAAACUUUUGAAGGAUCUUACCACUUGGGGCAUUGGUGGCGUUUGCAACUACUUUGUUGAAGUUUUUGACCAAACCCAGCUUCUUUCUGCCAUCAGAUAUUGUCAUGUGAAUUCCAUUCCAUACAUUAUCAUUGGCAAAGGCUCAAAUUGCCUCUUCGAUGAUCUGGGUUUUGAUGGUUGUCUUAUUCUAAAUCGGAUCGAGUUCUUAGAGAGGAUUGACCCUGGAGUUUAUAGGGUUGGAAGUGGUUUUCGUUUUAAUCAGUUGGGAGUGCUGAGUUGCAAUGAAGGAUUUACAGGUCUUGAGUUUUCAGGAGGCGUUCCUGGGACUGUAGGAGGUGCCACUUACAUGAAUGCUGGAGCAAAUGGUCAGGAGACUGCCAGUACCAUUGAAAGCAUUGAUAUUGUUACGACUGAGGGAGCUUUUCAGACUCUUCACAGAGUUGAUCUCAGUUUUGGCUACCGAUCAUCACCAUUUCAAGACAUGAAAGACUUGGCAGCAAUCACUGCAGUCACAUUUCGGCUGCAGGGCUCAGGAUCAGCUCGGAAAAGGCAACAAGAACUUCUGAAGAGGCGAAGAAUAACUCAACCCCUGGGGGAACGCAGUGCUGGCUCAGUAUUUCGAAAUCCAUCCAGUUUGGGUGUUUCAGCAGCUGAGUUAAUUGAUAAAACUGGGUUGAAAGGCUUUAGCAUAGGAGGAGCAAUGGUUUCCCAUAUCCAUGCCAAUUUCUUUGUCAAUAUUGGUGGUUCAACUUCACAAGACAUGCUCAAUCUCAUUGCUUUCGUCAAGGACAAGGUUGACAAGAAGUUUGGAAUAGAACUUGAGGAAGAAGUAUUGUAUUUUCAUCCCUACUGUAAUUUAAUGAACAAGGAAAGGUAAUUGUAAAGAAAUUGAUGUUUUCAAUAAUAUUCCAAUCAAAUUAGGAAUAAUACAAUUUGUUCAAACAAACAGAUUCAUUUUGGAAUGUUACUGCAUCAGGGAACCUCAAUGCAUUCUAUGUGUGUUAUUUCCAGCACUUCUUGUAAGUGCUUUGGUAA
Messenger RNA from Theobroma cacao (cacao), 1389 nucleotides. RefSeq lists its product as uncharacterized. Gene Ontology annotation, cellular component: cytosol. NCBI's taxonomy places the organism in Eukaryota, Viridiplantae, Streptophyta, Magnoliopsida, Malvales, Malvaceae. The record is from RefSeq and is a predicted model, not a curated record. Gene Ontology annotation, molecular function: FAD binding; UDP-N-acetylmuramate dehydrogenase activity. Gene Ontology annotation, biological process: cell wall organization.